AUGACGAGAGGAUCGAGGUGGUGGUUGUUGAUGCUACCGGUGCCCGGGUUGGUGAGCUCGUGCGCGGUGUGGCGCGUCGAGGCGGCAGUGACGAUCGAGCAGAUGCUGACGCUCAAGUGGCAUUACUACCGGAACUCGUGCCGCAACGCCAAGACAUACGUGACGCACCAGGUCGAGUUCUACUGGAAGCCGGACAAGAGCCUCACUCCCAAGCUCCUCCGACUGCUUUGUCACGGUACUAGAAAACAGGGGUGUGAUGCGUCAAUUCUAUUGGACGGGCCAAAUUCAGAGAAAGUAGCACCACAAAAUUCAGGGCUUGAAGGGUUUGGUACGGCGGUGAUAGACAAGAUCAAGGAAGUCCUGGAACAACGUUGUCCUUCAGUUGUCUCUUGUGCUGACAUUCUCAACCUGGCCUGCAGAGAUGCUGCUCACUUGGCGGGAGCACCAUCGUAUGCCGUUCUUACGGGGAGGAGGGAUGGGAUGUCGUCCAAGGCAUCGGUGGACCUCCCGUCGCCGUCCAUCUCGUGGGAAGCGACGCUCGCUUACUUCGAAUCGAAGGGCUUGGAUGUGCUGGACCUUGCCACUCUACUGGGCGCUUAUUCAAUGGGCAAGACUCACUGCAGCUACAUCACAGACAGGCUCUACAAUUUCAACAACACUGGCAAGCCAGACCCAAAUAUGGACUCAUCCUUCUUGGCCCAAAUGAGGAAGCAAUGCCCACCAAACUCAGAGAGCCAAGGUGACCCUCAGGUGUUCCUUGACCCUGCCUCAGGCUCGAGCUACACAUUCAGCAACUCCUUGUACACCAGGCUCCUGAACCACCAGGCCGUUCUUGGCGUCGACCAGCAGCUCGCCCUCGGCAACGACACUUCCCAGAUCGCUCAGGAGUUUGAUGCCGGGUUCGAGGACUUCCGGAAGGUGUUUGCCCUGUCAAUGAACCGGAUGGGGAACAUCGUGGCCUUGACAGGGGAUCAGGGGGAGAUCCGCAAGAGUUGCAGAGCCGUGAACGGGAAAUAAUCCGGACCAAUAUCGAAUGAUCUCGCAAUCUGGAAGCAUGAUUUGUUCUCGAGUCAAUCUUCAUGUAUUCGGUUAUGAUAUCUUGGGUGGCAUUACUGAGAUGAAAAUAAGGAAUGAAAGAAUUUGAAACUUGAAAGUC
Molecule: messenger RNA, 1156 nt
Organism: Syzygium oleosum
Lineage: Eukaryota; Viridiplantae; Streptophyta; Magnoliopsida; Myrtales; Myrtaceae
Product: probable peroxidase 26
Exons: 4
Coding region: 1-1017 (338 amino acids)
Biological process (GO): response to oxidative stress; hydrogen peroxide catabolic process
Cellular component (GO): plasmodesma; plant-type cell wall
Molecular function (GO): peroxidase activity; heme binding
Source: RefSeq, a predicted model, not a curated record